UAAAAGCUUUCGCAGUCGUGCCGGUAAACAAUUCUGGUGUUUCUUCUUCAUUUUGAUUGAUUUUUGUUUGUUCGAAGUAAAUAAAACACGAGCAAUUAAACAGUGAAGAGAGUUUAAUUAUGUUAAUUCCCAGACUUUCAAGAACUGGGUCCGCCUUGCUUAAACAGCUUUCACGAGGCAUUUCUACUUCCUUGUGUAGAAAAACUGAGUUCAAACAAACUCGUUGUAGUCAAUAUUUGCCAACUCAGUUUCAGUUACAUCCAGUGACUAGGGUGUUCCAUGCUACCUUUUUUCAGAAGCAUCAUUUGUUUUCUACCUCAACUUCUGAUAGUGAUAGUGUGGAUCGAGACAAAAAGAUAUCAGUAACGUUUGUCGAUAAAGAUGGAGAAGAAAAGAACAUCAAGGUCCCAGUUGGAAUGUCUAUGUUAGAAGCUGCUCAUGAAAAUGACAUAGAACUUGAAGGAGCAUGUGAAGGCUCACUUGCCUGCUCAACAUGCCAUGUGAUCGUCAUGGAUGUGGAAUACUACAACAAAUUAGAAGACCCUGCAGACGAGGAGAAUGACAUGUUGGACUUAGCUUUUGGGCUUACAGAAACCUCACGUUUGGGUUGCCAGGUGAUUGCAAAGCCUGAACUCGAUGGAAUACGCUUAGCUAUUCCUGCAGCCACACGGAACUUUGCUGUUGACGGGUAUGUUCCAAAACCACAUUAGACGUGGUGCAACCUUGAAAGUAUACAAUGAGUGUAAAGGAUGCAUUCAUCCCAGUUUUGUAGCUACCCUAUCAUAUUCAAUUAAUGAACAUCUCAAAUCCUAGUGUCAUUACUUAUAAUUUGGAUUAUUACACAUAUAUAUUUCAGUUAAUAAUAUUAUUACUGGAAGUCUGGAACAUAUUUUCAUCCUCAUACCAUGUUAACGGUAGGAUAGGAUCCAGAUUGUCGUCUAUCAAAAUGUCGCAAGAGAAUUUCAUAUGUGCUACAUCUUUACUCUUCCCAAUAAUAUAUCUUUUUCUAUUGGAAGCCCUUCACUUUAUUAA
Molecule: messenger RNA, 1032 nt
Organism: Mercurialis annua (annual mercury)
Lineage: Eukaryota; Viridiplantae; Streptophyta; Magnoliopsida; Malpighiales; Euphorbiaceae
Exons: 7
Coding region: 120-710 (196 amino acids)
Biological process (GO): P450-containing electron transport chain
Cellular component (GO): mitochondrion
Molecular function (GO): 2 iron, 2 sulfur cluster binding
Source: RefSeq, a predicted model, not a curated record